AUGUCUCAUUCCUCGUUCGCGACCUUCGACCCGCUUGCAACUCACCCCUUUACCAACAACUCUGGGGUUCUACCAAAGCCUACGCCACCAUCGCAGUACCCGCACCCUGUCCCCUCGACGUUGACUGUGACCACCGCCAAACCGCUGGCGGGUUCACAGCACCAGCCAUCAUUACACGCACCUCAGCCCAAGCGUCCCUCAGCGAGCAACGCAAAAUAUGGGUCGAAGUCCAGUUCGGGCGCGCCUCGACCCAUCUUCGUGCCUUUUCGGCCGGAGCGCUCUUCCCCGGAGCUCGACGACAUCUUGCUGAAGAAGAAGGUGCAGGAUGCCUUCGCGAAUAAGGGCACGUGGAGCAUUGAUCAGGCGCAGGUGCCCCUGCCCGCCGCAGCGACCCCCAUGACUGCAGGCGGGGACAAGACGCGCUGA
Molecule: messenger RNA, 426 nt
Organism: Postia placenta MAD-698-R-SB12
Lineage: Eukaryota; Fungi; Basidiomycota; Agaricomycetes; Polyporales; Adustoporiaceae
Exons: 1
Coding region: 1-426 (141 amino acids)
Source: RefSeq, a predicted model, not a curated record